AAGCCAAGGUUGCACGGAUCGACAUGACGAUGCAGGCUAACUCGUCAUCGUGGAAAACAUCUUUGUUCGCGACUGUCGGGGACGUCAUGCGCUAGCCAAUCAACCGACCGUUAUGUAUCCGUUAUUUCCGGAAAAGCGAGAGGUUGAUUGGCUGCUCGCAUCGUGUGGCACGUGCUGUCGCGUCCUCUGUGUGAGAGCCAUUACUCGCGCGAUACCUGAGACUUCCGGUUCGACGGACUCGUCGAUGUUUGUUAUGCAGUGCGUCGCACGGGACCGAGCAUGAAAACGGCGGAGGGAAAAGUGGUAGUGCUGGGCUCGCAAGGUGUUGGCAAAACCAGCCUGAUCGGACGUUACAUGGGAAAGGUGUUCAAUCGCCAUGAGAAUCCCACGAUAGGAGCGUGCUUCCUCAACUGCAAUCUCAAUUUCGAGGACGCCCGGAUAAAGCUGCAAGUAUGGGACACCGCCGGCCAGGAGAGAUUCCGCUCGAUGGCGCCGAUGUACUACAGAAACGCGAACGCGGCGAUGCUGGUGUUCGACCUGACGGAAUACAGCACGUUCUCGGCGAUCAAGAGCUGGGUGACGGAAUUGCAACGGAACGUGGAGGAAACUAUGGUGCUAGUGGUGGUCGGCAAUAAAUCCGACCUGGUGCAACAACGGCAGGUGGACGACGAGGACGCUCGCGAGUACGCAACGAAGAUCGGCGCGACCUACUACGAGACCUCGGUGCUGCACAACGAGGGUAUCGAGGCGGUUUUCCUGGCGAUCGGUAUCGGUCUCCUGAAACUGCAGUCGGGCAAUGACAUGGAGACCUCCCUGAGAAUCGGCGAGUUCUCCAGUAGCUCUUGCAUGCGCAUCAACGGCAUGCCGCCCGCGCCCUCUAUCGAGGAGAGCCCGCAGAACAUGAGUAUCGCGUAUGCUAUACACGAAAAACCGUUUACCUGCUACUGCUAUACGAGAGUGGCCAUCGGGUCCAAAUUGUCCGACACGGACGUCUUCUCCAGCGUCACGGUAGCUAGUAUUUCCGAAUGCGAGGACGAGUGUUCCAAAAGGAGGAAUUCCUGCAACGCGUUCGCUUUCGGGAUCGGCAUCAAAGGUAACGGGACAUGUGCGCUGAGCACAAAAAUGCCGAAAUUCGAAGAACUGGAAUCCCAUAUCGAUUACGAUGUCUACUUGAGAAGUCAACGCUCACCGGAUUGCGAACCAGAUCGGCUCUACAAAAUGGGAAGCGGCGGUAUCGGUCAGGAAAGAAGAAACGAAACGAGACCGACCACGCGAUUCGGUAGCGGCCUUUUAGGCCCGACAAUGCCAAGUGUCCAGUCAUCUUCCAGGAUCAUGGGAAUGCCUAACGUCGCCAAUAAUCCCCCGUAUCAGCAAGGAUACACGUCAUCUUUCGACGACGAGCGCCGGAUCGGCGACAUUCUUCGGAACAAAGGUCCGCUUACCGGGAACAAUCCUUUCGGAACCAAGACCGAGAAGAUCGACAACUACAACGAUCUAUACCCGAACCGGAAGUUCGCGUUCGAUCAUAGGAUCAACUACGACCCGAAUGGCGGUCGCUCGGAUUUCAGUGGGCCGUUCUUCCAAAAUCCUUUCGCGGACGUGAAUCGGCUGAACCUCGCGUCUCAAUUCGACAGUGAUCUUCACUCGUACAAGACCCUCACGGUCCACAACGGGCCCUUCGAAGUUUUCUCAGGACGUAUCUUAAUCCACGAUGCAGCCGGGAAGUACAAAUCGCCGACGGACUUCGGAUUCUGGAACGAUCCGAUCAAGAAUCGAAACACGCUCGCGAAUCAUCGCCUCAACCAACAUCGAGACCACAGACUGCCCGACAACGCGUACAAGAGUCACGGGAUUAUCACGAAGCCGAAGCAGAACGAAUUAGUCACGGGGAAUCGCGAUAUCGAGAAAGUCCCCGCCGCCCGUCCGAGCAUCGACGGCUCUUAUGGUUUCGGGAGCAACGGCGCGAAGACCUCGUACGAAGGAUUCAAGGCUACCCCCGCCGUGAUCUGGAGACCAGGAUCGUUCGACGCUUUUCCCGGCUUUGGCGCGAAGAUCAGCGAAAAGUCGAAAUCGUGCUACAGGAGACUGCUGUCCGGCAAGAAGAGCCUGGAGCUGCACGUCAGACGCGCCAUCGAGUGCGAGCGGAUCGAGGACUGCCAUCGCGCUUGCGAUUACGAGAAGCUCUUCGCUUGCGAGGGUUUCAAUUACAGACGUAUCGGGCAUGGAACGAGAGGGAUGUGCGAGAUGACAUCGAUCCCGUACUCUCGUAUGGACCUCCACCGAGACUUCGUGUCGGAUCCUCAAUGCGACUAUUACGAGAAGGACCCGAAUUGUGUGGCAAACACGGCAGGAACGCGACCAUCCUGGUGGAAUCAACCGUCUAGACCUAGCCAGACCUACGGUAUACCUUCCGGCGGAAGGCCGGACGUUUCACGGAAGCGAUUCGGUAAUUUAACGAAGUUUACGUUUACGCAACUAUUAAAGCGUGAAUCUAAAUGUGCUUCUCUCUUCCCCUACCCUCCUGCGCCGACUUCGAUUCUGAUCCGCGCGAAAAUUAUUAACGCAAGACCUUACACGCCCGAUCGACGUCCUCUGAACGAAGUGCCGCGACCUUUGGAUUACGAUCGACGUCCCCUGAAGGAGAUCCCGCGGCCUUUGGAUUUCGAUCGACGCCCCGCGAACGAGAUUCCACGACCCUUGGAUUAUCCUCAUCACAGACCCGUAGAGCAUGACCGGCGACCGCCCGUGAUCUACGGAGAGCCUCAUCGCGUGCUCUUCGACGAUACGUUUGGUCAAAGGGGUUAUCCCGACGAAGGCUCGAUACGAAGCGGAUACCCAGUGCUAAGACCCGAAGACGGAUUUCACCACAGCGGCCGAUUUCCACCUAGCCGACCCAGUGAUGACGAUUUCUACGACCGAAACUUGCCGUGGCCACGGUAUCCGAAGUAUCCAGACAGAAGAAUCGAUCACGGACCCACUCAUGAUAUAGGUACAAACGAGAUCGGUCCUUACUUGCCUGAGCAUCGGAAAGACCCGAGUCGCGAUUGGGAUCCUUACGGCACCACUUACGGCGGUUCCUACGGCUACAACACGAAUUACGUGGGCAACAAGUUCGACAUACCGAAGUAUUAUCCGAAACAACGGCCUAAACCGCAACGACCCUAUGAGAACGAGCAAUUCUACGGCGAGUUUUACAAUUACGGAGGCGCAUUCGGAUAUGGCGACAAUUACAUACCAGCCGAUCAGGAUCCGCUCUAUGGCGAUGUCGGAAAGACGGACGAGUGCUCGGUCAGAGCCGGCGCGGGAUUCAGACUCGGUAGGGGAGUCGUUCGUAAAACAUACCUGACACCGAAUCUGGACCAAUGCGAGAGUCUGUGCGUUAACGAGCAAAACUAUAUCUGCAUGAGCUUUAGUUACAGGUACAAUGUAGCACCUACGGAUCCUACAGACAAUUGUCUUCUUAGUGACGUCUCAUAUAAAAAUUUAAAUUUCUACACGGACCUCGAGCCGGAUCGAGACUACGAUAUUUACGCUAUGAUCGCCAAUUCGAGAACUUGCGGCACGAAGAGAGGACCGAGUCAACAUCCUCCGGAUGAAUGUUUUUGGAGGGUCAGAAGCGGAUAUGGAAUGCCGGACGAUGUCGUUAGGAAAUCGAUAAUAGUUGACAGUCUAGGAGAAUGUCAGGUAGAGUGCACAGUAGCGCAUGAUUUUACGUGUAGAAGCUUCGCGUACAAAUACGGAUUAGAUCAAGGACGACAGGACAUUCUAACGAAUUGCUACUUGAGCGACUGGCAAUCGCAGGAUAUUAAUCCUUCUAAUAUGCCGGAUAUGGACGGCGCGGAAUUAUACGAAAGAGGCAGUUUCGGUAGAGGAUGUCAACCUUAUUCUGUGCCAUUUUUUAAUACCGGGCGAUUCAAUGGCAAACAGUUUUCACAAGAAGAUGAAAUAUGCUAUUCUGGAUAUGAUAAACCUUGCAAAUUGACGCCUUACGCCGUGCUCUUGGCGACGUACGUAAACUCCGAGCAGAAUUGCCGGCAAAAAUGCUCGAGAAUGAGAGAAAGCGACUCUAUUCCUUGCAUGUCUUACAGCUACAAGAUUACCACUCAUGGCACGGAAGAAAAUUGUUUACUAAGUGACGUACCAAUAAGAGACUUGCGACCGGGUCUCGACUACGUCCACGACGAUGAUCACGUCCUGUAUGCCUGGAAGGACCUCGACCCUCAGUGCGUGGUCACCGGCUACUCCAUUGACGACGAUCAUGCGUUUGGCGGACCAGGUCCACUGAGGCCGUCUCUUCCAGGCCCGUCAUAUCCUAAUUAUCACCCAGCAGGUGCCGAUUACCCGAGCAUGAGACCCGACGACGCUCAUCCCGAUCCUAGACCUUUCUUCACAAUGCCGAAACCGAACGGUCAUCAUCACGGUGUGAGACCAUACGACCCGGAUAGGCCCGACCCGAUCAAACCGUAUCGUCCCGGAUACAGCGGUUACGAUGACAAAUUUGCAUAUGGUAUUCGUCCCGGUGAAAUUGGUUACGGACACGAAUCUUUUUAUCCCGGUGAAUAUUCAACUUUCCGUUAUUACACGGUAAACGGUUAUCCAUGUAAAAGAGGCACAAAAUGCGAGAAGAAUAAGAUUGCUGGAUUUUGGUCCUGCGAGACCGAAGGAAGUGAGUUCGGUAGCUGGGAUUAUUGCUGUACACCGUCUCAACAUUGCGGCUUCUCGCAAGGAUAUCAUUACCCAUGGUGCCACGUCGGUGUUUCGGAAGACCAAUGGCGGCCAUGCAGCGAGAACUACUUUCCGUACCUUCCAAGUCCACGACCCUCCGUGCAUGGCCCGAGCGGCGGCGACGACGAUCAUCACCAUCGACUCGAUCCUCACGGUGGUCCCGGUUACUACGGCAGGCACUGGCCGAUCACGUACCUGCACCGGGAGCCGCCACCGAAUUGCACGGAUUCUUUCGCGUCAGCCGACAACAGCGGGAAUCGUCGAACGAACGAGACGACACCAGCAACGGCCGAGAAACCGACGAGCAUCGCGAUGUCAACCGAGACUAGCGACGGCAACAGCACGACCGCGGACACGAGAGCGUACCGACGACGAUUACGAACGAGAAUGACGCCGGCCAACAACGAUACGAGACGCGACCGCCCGAUAUACUUACGAAAAACCGGCGUCCAACCGUUAACGGCGAACCACGCUCAUCGUCCGGGAGUACGUGCCGCGCGAAUCGAGCAAGUUUCAAAACCGCCGCGGGCCGUUCCACUCGGCGGGCACACUCCCCACACCGUUACCGCCUCGCCACGCCCGACAGCUGCUGCCGCCGGCGGCGCCGGCGCGCAACUCGAGCGCGUGCGACUCGACGGCGGGAUGAUCAAAGUGCCUUUAAUUGCGCCAAAUAAUUCACUGCCGACGGGAACUUAA
Molecule: messenger RNA, 5421 nt
Organism: Dinoponera quadriceps
Lineage: Eukaryota; Metazoa; Arthropoda; Insecta; Hymenoptera; Formicidae
Molecular function (GO): GTP binding; GTPase activity
Source: RefSeq, a predicted model, not a curated record